Chaetomium strumarium is the source of this 1194-nucleotide messenger RNA. RefSeq lists its product as uncharacterized. The record is from RefSeq and is a predicted model, not a curated record. NCBI's taxonomy places the organism in Eukaryota, Fungi, Ascomycota, Sordariomycetes, Sordariales, Chaetomiaceae. The coding region runs from base 1 to 1194 and encodes 397 amino acids. The transcript has 4 exons.
AUGUCGUCGAAAUCUAAGUUCAAGAGAGGGUGUGACCAAACAUCUCCGCACCGGCGUGCCUUGACUACUUCCGUGAUUACUUCCGAGACUCCUUCCCAGCCGGCCUCUCGCGGUCCUGAAACAUCGCCGCGGAGCCUACAAGAACGACUUUGGGACGAAGCAUACGAUGGGCUCAAAACAAACGAGUCAAAAACUGUCGAGGCGUAUGAGAAGAUUCUCACGCGUGAGCUCAAAACGCGCGAUCCAACUUCCAUGAACUUGGCGACUCAGCGAAAUGAGAUUGAACAGACCCAGAAGGGAAGACGGGGCCAAAUGGCGCAGAUCGUCCGGGCAGGCUUAGAGAGGACCGCGAAAGAAGCAGCCGUCAAGGAAGGGAUCCAGGAUGGAAUGCAAGCCGUAUAUGCCGUGAAGCAGAUAGUAGACACGGCUGUUCAGGCCUCUCCCGAAGCUGCCGUUGCUUGGGUCGGCAUCUGCUUCGCUCUAGAGGGGCUUACCUACGUCGUGUCGAGAAUGGAUUGGUACUGGAACUUGGCGGUUUUCCAUCUCGAUGAGAACAGGGCCGAGACGUCGUCUGUAGCGCUGUGGGACCAGCUCGAGAAGCACAUGAAGAGCGUCGUCAGAUACUACCGUAACCGGACCAUAUUCUUCCUGAGGAACAUUUUGAGGAUUGACAACUGGGAUGGCAAUCUGGACGAAAUUCGAAAUGCUGAGGACGCGGUUCGGAAAGAUUCUGAACAAUACAACACUGAGCAGAUCAAAGAUCACCUUCAAACCAUCUCCAUUGCCGCAGAUUCCCAGCAGAUAAAGCUUCAAGACAUCUUUUUGGCUCUGCAGGACGAGAAGAAACGACAAUGUCUGAAGAAUUUACGGGUUACGGACCCUCGAGAUGACAAGGCUCGCAUCGAGAGUACGAAAGGAGGUCUGCUGGAAGAAUCCUAUCGCUGGAUUCUCGACUACCCCGACUUUGUAGCGUGGCGAAAUGGGCGGACCAACAACAGCUGCUCAACUUUCAUUUCCGAAUCGUCUUCAUCUCUCGCGAAGUGGGUCGUCUCUAGCCGCGACAGGCCCGAGAUCGAGCAGCAGCUAAAGCUGGGUGGCUUGAGACUAGAGCUUAGUCUCGAGUCAGAGUCGAAUGCAGAGCAGAUGUCUCAUGCCGUCAAUGCUUACAUCGACUCGAAAGUGGCAGAAAUCUAA